Messenger RNA from Mytilus californianus (California mussel), 3952 nucleotides. RefSeq names its product leucine-zipper-like transcriptional regulator 1. Gene Ontology annotation, cellular component: Golgi apparatus. Lineage: Eukaryota; Metazoa; Mollusca; Bivalvia; Mytilida; Mytilidae. The coding region runs from base 156 to 2450 and encodes 764 amino acids. The transcript has 22 exons. Gene Ontology annotation, molecular function: protein binding. The record is from RefSeq and is a predicted model, not a curated record.
ACUUCCGGUCAUUUUGUAAACACAUGAAAGAAUGAAAAUUAAGGCCUCGAAAAUCAGAAAAUGCUGUUAGAAUGUAGAUGAAUUGAUAAAAAAAGAGAAGAAAAAAAUUGCAUUUAUGAAAAAUGUAGCCUUGAACAAUUGAAGAAAAUUAGCCAAUGGCGGUGGCUAAACCACCUGGUUUAGAAUUUGACCAUACUUGUUGGCCAGAAAAUACAGAAGGUCUAACAUUAGAUUUUGGACCAUUUGAAACUGUACAUAGAUGGACACGUAUGCCAGAAUGUGAUGAAUUUGUUGGAGCCAGGAGAAGUAAACAUACAGUAGUGGCUUAUAAAGAUGCCAUCUAUGUAUUUGGGGGAGACAAUGGGCACACAAUGCUCAAUGAUCUUCUGAUCUUCAACAUCAAAGACAAAUCAUGGGGAAGGGCUUUUACAACAGGAUCCCCACCAGCACAAAGAUAUCACCAUUCUGCUGUAGUUCAUGAAGGGAGCAUGUUUGUAUUUGGUGGUUACACAGGAGAUAUACAUUCAAAUUCUAACCUGACCAAUAAAAAUGAUCUGUUUGAAUACAAUUUUGAUAAAUGUCAGUGGUCAGAAUGGAGGUUUGAAGGAAGGAAACCAGUAGCUAGAGCUGCCCAUGGAGCUGCAGUAUAUGGAUGUAAGCUAUGGAUAUUUGCAGGGUAUGAUGGGAAUGCUAGAUUGAAUGAUAUGUGGACUGUAUCCCUGUCUGAAACUCCUUUUUGGGAAAAAGUAAACCAGAAAGGACAUAUACCACCAACCUGUUGUAAUUUUGCUUUAGCUGUAGCUAGGGAUUCCAUGUUUGUGUUUUCUGGACAGAGUGGUGCUAAAAUUACUAAUAAUCUAUUCCAGUUCAGAUUUAAUCAAAAUGAAUGGACAAGAAUCUCAACAGAGCACAUAUUACAUGGUGCCCCACCCCCACCAGAGAAGAGAUAUGGCCACACAGUGGUGGCCUUUGACAGAAAUCUGUAUGUUUUUGGUGGUGCUACAGGACAGACACUUCCUAAUGAUUUACAUUGUUUUGAUUUAGAUUCUCAGACCUGGUCAGUUAUUUACCCGUCCUCUAAUAGUCAGGUUCCAACUGGUCGACUCUUCCAUGCUGCUUCAGUAGUGGGUGAUGCCAUGUAUAUAUUUGGUGGUACAGUAGACAACAUUGUCAGAAGUGGAGAGAUGUAUAGAUUCCAAUUCUCCAGAUAUCCUAAAUGCACAUUGCACGAAGAUUAUGGAAAGUUGUUGAAGAAUCAACAGUUUUGUGACCUAAAUUUUAUGGUCGGCAAGGACAAUGUGGAGAUAAAAGCCCACAUUUCUGUGGUUGCAGCCAGGUCAUCAUGGCUUGAAGAAAAAAUCAGGAAUGCCAAAGAACAGAGAAGUCAAGAAGAUAUUCAGUCUACCGAGCCAAUUACAAUCUACCUCCCUGAUGCUGAUCACAUAGCUUUACAGAUGGUCCUGUCUUAUAUAUAUACUGAUCGAAUACUCCCUACUCAAGAUGGCCAAGAACAUAAUAGUAAUGAAGUGAUAUUAAUGAUGAUGGAUGUGUAUAGAUUAUCUAUUAAGUUCCAAAUGGGCAGACUAGAACAACUUUGUAUACAGUAUUUAGAAUCUUGUAUUAACCAUAAAAAUGUCUUGGUUGCUCUUCAUAAUGCUGCUAAACUAAGUCUUGAUUCAAUAAAGGAAUACUGUUUGAAGUUUAUAGUAAAGGAGAGUAACUGCAACCAGAUUGUAAAUAGUAUGGAGUUUGAAUCUCUAGAUAAACCACUGAUGGUAGAAAUUAUCAGGAGAAAGUUAUCUCCCCCUCAUUCUGUCAGAAUAUUACCAGAACCACUACAGGAUCAGGUGAUGGCAAGAUCACUUGAGAAAGACCUGGAGACAUUUCUACACUCUGCAGGAAAAGAUUUGUGUGAUGUAACAUUAGUAUUAGAUGGUGUAGAGAUACCAGCACACAAAGCUAUUCUAUCUGCCAGAUGUAGUUACUUUGAAGCAUUGUUUAGAUGGUCCAUGCCAGAAAAUAAUAAAGUGACUAUUGCUAUUGGAGAGAUGAUUCCCUCCAGACAGGCGUUUGACAGUUUGUUACGGUACAUUUAUUACAGUGAUACAACAAUGCCACCAGAAGAUUCCCUGUAUCUGUUCCCUGCACCUCAUUUCUAUGGGUUCACCAAUAACAGACUACAGGCUUACUGUAAACAUAAUUUGGAAAAGAAUGUAUCUGUACAGAAUGUUGUUCAGAUUUUAGAAGCAGCUGAUAAGAUCCAGGCUUUAGAUAUGAAGAAGCAUGCACUAAGAUUGAUGGUUCAUAAUUUCCAGAAUGUUGCACAUUUACCAGAGUUAACCAGACUGAACAAAGAUCUUUUACUGGAAAUAAUAAAGGCAAAGGCAGAUGAUGAAGGGGAGACAAAUCUUUCAAAAGAUUGGUCACUAUCAAAUAUUAGUGAUAUUUGAAAUUUUCUCUGUGAAAAAGUAACUUUUUGUUAUUACAGAAUCUUAAAAUAGAUCAUGUAGAAAAGUAUUUUCAUUGUGUGUAUAACAAAUAUCAAUGCCUUUAUAUCAUUGGCUUAUAUUUCAUUGUUUAAGCAUAAUGAACCAUUCACAAUGUGCGAUGUACGCUUUUGACAGUGAAGUCUUUCAAAUUUGAAGUACAUGUAUAAUAGUUUCAUUGAUUUAUCAAGUUUCAAUUUGUUAAUACCUCAAAGUUAAAAUUUGGUGGACAUUUUUUUACAGAGUUAAGUUUACUUGUCCCAUUUAAGUUUUGUCGAGCAAGUGCUUUAAAGGCAUCUUUGUGAGCCAUAAAAAUUAAAAUGAGAAGUCUGAUUAUAACAUUAUUCUUUAUCCUUUAUAUCUUAGCACUCCAUUUAUUCUCUAUUUUAAAUAUUUUUGGCCUGUUUUUUCUUUAUUCUGUGAACUCCAUCCAGACCCUCAUUUAUAUUAAUAUAAAGACAAAUAUAAAUUUUUAUGCAUAGAGUGAAGCUUUUUAGAAAUCAUACAGUAAUUAUAGUGCUAUAAGACAUUUUCCUUCCAUAAAUUAUGUGUGAGCUAAUUUUAAUAUGUUCAUGUUUUUGUAAAGUUAGUAAAUAGUUAUUAUAAGGAAUCUUCAUAAUGCAAUAAGAAAUAAGUACUCAUGUAUUGUAAUUAAAAAGAUCCAGAAAGUGCAUGUUGAGGUGUAUUUACAAUUUGUAGUCUUUUGAAUUAUGAAAUUUAAGAAUAUGAAACUCUAAUCAUUAAUACUUAUAAUUUAGAUUACAAUUUAAGAUGAAUACAGGAUGUCCUUUCCUUAGCUAAAUGCUUUUCUCAGGUUCUACUGAACAGAAUGACUUUGUAUUUGGUCAGCAGCUUCAACGUGAUGAGUUGUAUAUUUCAUUAUGUGAAAUGAGCUUAAAAUGUUUGGUCACACUUUUUUUCAGUACUCCCUAGUCCCUACAGAAUUACUUCAUAUUUGGUCAGCAGCUAGAUAGCAAUGAGUUGAAAGUUGAGUGGGCUCUUUAAGUUUUAUCAAAACAAUUACUUCCUUUUGCGGAUAUCAGAUACAUGUAUAAAAGUUAGGGUAGGCUUAACACGAUAAAGCAUGCAUUCUUGUUGACCAGAAUCAGUGUAAUAGAGUAAAUACCCAUUAGUCCAAAUACAGAAUAUCUAGCUUGCGAUGAAACAUUAGCAAAAACUCAUCAUGUAUUUUUAUUGAUUUACAUGUUAUUUUGUCCCUGAUUGUGCAUUCUUUCCAUCUUCAUAAUCUGCAAAUUCAUAUGUAGUUAUUCUAUAAUCAUUUUACAAUUUUAAAAUAAAUGUUUUAUAUUGUCAUGUGACAGAAAAGUCAUGUUAUUGCCAAAAACAUUGUAGAAAUAUUGUUAUACAGCUUUGUUAAUGUUAGCAUUAAAUAUUUACAUGUAAAAAAAGUGUAGAAUUUCAUUGUUAUUUCGACAUGCAAUAAAAAGUAAAAUUUCGUGUUAUAA